AUGGCACGUCUUACUCUGUUUCUGUCCUUUUUCUCCAUAAUAUAUUUGAUCUCUGCCGUGAACUGUCGUGUUUUAAGUUCUUUUUCUGAGAAGAAAUCCAUCUUUGCUUCCGAUGGAACUCAAGACGGAUCCAGCUAUGAGUAUCUUACUCUCGAUCCGCCAAAUCACGUUUCCAAGAACGCUUGUGUUCAUGUCUACGGGUUUCUGCCAUGUGCAGACAAUGUUGCAGGAUAUGUCUUCCAAGUUUUCUCCUUUGGUUGUCUAUUGAUUAUCGGUGAAAACUUCUUGUCUGAAGGAAGGACUAAGCUCUUUGUCAUCUUCGAGGUCGGUUUUUACGGCGGAAUUGUGUUCCCUCUCCUUACAAUGUUCACAAGAAUAGCUCUUAUUCUCUCGUCUGGACUAACGGGAAGCCGUGAGAUUGCAAACUCAAUGGUGGAUAAUAACGUUGGAGUUACUGUAGCAUACACUGUCUUUGCUUUGACUAUGCAGUGGGGAGCUUGUGUUGUCUUUGGUUUGUCUGGUAUAGGAUCAGACCAGUCCAUGAGAAAAGGAGAAGUCCAGAGAAUCACUUCUGACACAAUGAUUCCAAGAGGACAACACAUAAAGAAGAUCGUCGCUGAAGCUAGCGUAAAAGCAGAUCCUAAGAACAAGAGAGCAGCAGGGAUCAUGCUCCUGACUUUGUUGCCUUUCGCCAUGGUCACACUUUCAGAGAUGUUUGAUUCUAAAUCUUGGAAAGAUCGUAUAGUUUUGAUAACCCUAAUAAUCUCUGGUUCUGCAACUGUUGUCUACUUUCUUUAUUCGGUAUAUACCAUGAGCAACGUUCCAAGAUCCAUAUGUAUGAUAAAUUAUAUUUUUUUGUGCCAAGUCUAA
Eruca vesicaria subsp. sativa (arugula) is the source of this 870-nucleotide messenger RNA. The record is from the annotation of a GenBank genome assembly. Lineage: Eukaryota; Viridiplantae; Streptophyta; Magnoliopsida; Brassicales; Brassicaceae.